This is a messenger RNA of Hyaloperonospora brassicae, 636 nucleotides long. Lineage: Eukaryota; Oomycota; Peronosporomycetes; Peronosporales; Peronosporaceae. The record is from the annotation of a GenBank genome assembly.
AUGUCCAAGUGGAGCAAAAAGCACCGACCACCUCCAGGCUUCGAGUACAUUCAGCCCGUCCUGGACGCGCUGGAGCGCGAGCUGCGGGAAAAGAUGAACGAGCCGCACGAAGGGAAGCGGCAGUGCGAGGCGCUGUGGCCAGUGCAUCAGAUCAACUGGCAACGCAGUCGCUAUGUCUACGACAUGUUUUACAAGUACCACAAGAUUUCUCGAAAAGUGUACGACUACUGCGUACAGUGCAAAUUCGUGGACGCGAAUUUGAUCGCCAAGUGGAAGAAAAGGGGCUACGAGCGGCUCUGCAGUACGUUUGCCAUCAAUCCCAAGAACUACAACUACGGGACAGUCAGUAUCUGUCGCGUCCCGAGGCAGCAGCUGUCCGAGGGACAGGUUGUCCAGGAAAAACACAGUGGCUGUCGCGGCUGUGCGUCUGGACCGGGAGGAUACUAUAACAUUUUUGGCAACAAGUACGGGCAGUACUUGGCUCGGAUUCAGCUAGCGAGGGAAGAGAGGGAGGAGACAAAGAAGAAGCAGGUGUGGGCGACCGAGCAAGAGGAGAAGGAGUACGAGAGUGGAGGAGACGAGAAGACGAAGAAGCGACAGCGAGAAAAAGGGAGGAAGAGAGCAAAGGAGCAGUGA